AUGAAGGUUCAAUGUUUUGUUAUCUUUUUAGCAGCUUUAAUUAAUUCAGUUUUAGCUGCUGGUUAUGAACCAUUGGAACAUUUAGAACUUGGGAUAACAAAGAAGGUACCAAGUGAACAAUGUGAGAUGCAAGCAAUGCCUGGAGAUACUGUUUCAGUUCAUUAUAGUGGUAUGGUUAGGGAAACCUCUAAAGAAUUUGAUAACAGUUACAAUAGAGGUCAACCAAUUUCAUUUAAAUUAGGUAUUGGCCAGGUUAUUGCUGGAUGGGAUCAAGGUUUGAUUGGUAUGUGUAUUGGUGAAGGUAGAAAGAUUCAAAUUCCAAGUAGCAUGGGCUAUGGAGCAAGAGGGGUGCCAGGUGUUAUCCCAGAGAAUGCUGAUUUAUUGUUUGAUGUCGAAUUAGUUAACAUUGAACGUAAUUAA
Messenger RNA from Vanderwaltozyma polyspora DSM 70294, 420 nucleotides. RefSeq names its product peptidylprolyl isomerase family protein FPR2 (gene FPR2). The transcript has a single exon. Gene Ontology annotation, biological process: protein peptidyl-prolyl isomerization. Gene Ontology annotation, molecular function: peptidyl-prolyl cis-trans isomerase activity. Bases 1 to 420 code for a protein of 139 amino acids. The record is from RefSeq and is a predicted model, not a curated record. NCBI's taxonomy places the organism in Eukaryota, Fungi, Ascomycota, Saccharomycetes, Saccharomycetales, Saccharomycetaceae.